AUGGAGAUGGAGAAGAUGCUAGAGAUGGCAUUUGGACUGAUUGUGCUCACCUCAGUCCACCAGUUCUCCCUGCAAGUGUCUCCUGCUGCAGGGAAGCUGUGGACAAGGAUGAGCCAAUGGCCCAGUCAUGUGGGCUUGGAGCUGAGCUCUGACCUCAGGAUGAAGUUUGAGAAUGUCACCUACACAAAGUUCUUUGAAUUGCAGCAGGGGAUGUGGAUCUGUCAGGGAAGGGAGGGUCUGGUGCAGGUCAGAAAGGAUGAGUCAUUGAUCUGCCUGCUGGGUGGAGUGAAUGAGGAUGGGCCCCAGGUAGUCAAAGAACUGGGCAGGGCACUGCCUGUUGUGGUUCGAGACCAUAAGCAAGGAUCAAAGCAUCCCCUGGUGUAG
This is a messenger RNA of Dacryopinax primogenitus, 384 nucleotides long. RefSeq lists its product as uncharacterized. Lineage: Eukaryota; Fungi; Basidiomycota; Dacrymycetes; Dacrymycetales; Dacrymycetaceae. The record is from RefSeq and is a predicted model, not a curated record. The coding region runs from base 1 to 384 and encodes 127 amino acids. The transcript is spliced from 2 exons.